GUUGAAAAUUUAUUCUAGAAUAUGGUAGCUCGUAGGAAAACACUGCAGAACUCCAAUGAUGACUAUCCAAAGAUAGUGGACUUCAUCAGUCGGUUUACGGUCCAUCAUAUCAAUGUGAACUUCUCUUGCAGAAAGCAUCGAGCCAAUAGAGCAGAUGUUCACAGUGGGAGCAUGUCUUCAAGGCUAGAUGCUAUUAGGAAUGUCUAUGGGGCUUCGGUUGUUCGUGAUCUGAUGGUAAUACAUGUUUCAGAUGAGAUGCUGUAGAUGAAAUAUUCAAGAUGGAUGGUUUCAUCUCGAAUGCAAAUUAUGUGGCAAAAAAGACUACUAUGAUUCUUUUCAUAAAUGGUAUACAAAUUAAAAGGCACUAGUAAUUUUUUAGAGCCUUUUCCUCCGUAAGUAAAUUCUGUUGAUUUCAUAUGCACAAAAAAUGUACUGCGAUGCCCAUGUAGAUACACAUGUUCAGAACUUCAGAUGCUAUGUAACUCUGAUCAGAGUAAUCUGGCCGCAUCUUGUUCAUAUAUUUUCGAUGAACAAGGGGAUAUCUUUUAAAGAAUAAUUUUGUAAUACCAACAAUGUUUUAAAUGAUGCAUCCACUGUGAUUGAACUGUUAUGUAGUUUCUGUCAGUGAAUUAGUAAAGUAUAGUUUCUCUAUUAUCAUGGCUGUGCCUAGUUUGCUUUAUCCCAUAACUGUCCAUAUCUCCUCUUCAGAUAGACUUGUAGACUGCACUUCUUUGAAAAGGGCUACUGAAUUUGUGUACUCUGCAAUACUGCCUCAAGCAUCCAAACCCUUCAUAUACUGUCCAUCAAUCUUCCACCAGAACACAUGGAUGUCAAUAUACAUCCAACCAAAACGGCGGUAUUUUGUGGCAAAAAUUUGUGCCUGAUAUUCAAGCAUAUCUGAAAAUUUCCAAUUAGAGCACAAAUGAUUUCACUGAUUCCUUUUUGUCUUGCAGGCUAGCCUCUUAAAUCAAUGGUGUAUUAUUGAUUUUUUUUUAAAGAUGCUAUUGAGGAAAAACUGAUGAACUGUAAUAACACAAGGAUAUUCCAAACUCAGGCACUAACCUCUAGCGCUUACUCAAGCUAACACACUAAAGGAUAUGGGUACCGAGGUCAGCACCCCUACUGGAGAAAAAUCUCAAAAGGUUCCUGUGAGCCAAAUGGUCAGAACAGAUCCACGCGAUCCAUCUGGAAGGUUGCACACCUAUUGGCAAGGUCAAUCUUCAAAUCUAGAAAAGAAAUCUGACCUUGUUUCGGUAAGAAAUAUUGUAAGAUCAAGAAGAAAUCCAAAAGAUGCUGGUGAUUUGUCCAGUCGCCAUGAGCUUCUUACAGAAAUAGAUUCUAACUUAUAUCCCGGUAAGCUCAUCUUAACCUGUGGUGUCUGAAUCUGUCUCCAUUUUGGUAGACUGAUGAUUUAUGUAUUUCUGCUAUGCCUUUUCGAUAUUUUUAAGAAUUGCACACAUAUGUUGGAGUUGCCAAUGAAGUUUUAGCUUUGAUACAACACAAUACCCUCUUAUACCUUGUCAACGUGGUAAAUGUUCGGUAAACUCUAUACAUUGCAUUGAUGACUAGUCUUACUCUUCUAUGCCCAUACCUGUACAUCUCUUAUGUAAGCUAGAUUUCUUUCUUUCUAAUAUCUGACAUAUUUCUUUGAAGGUAAUCGGUACCCCAGUUACAUGUACAUAUUUGCAAAUGCAUGCGCGCACAAACAAUAUUGCUUGGACACACCACCAUCAAGCUGCUACCCAUUCAUAUCACAUACAGUUGAAUGCCUUCAACUACUAAAUAAUAGGCACCUUGUCGGGGGAUGACCCCCGGGUAGGCUCAGGGAUACAAGACGACAUUUUAAAACAUCGGGCAGGCUGGGCGCCCUCAUGGCCGGCUGGGCGCAGUCCGCAGCCGGCUGGGUCAGCGCCCGUCCUACCCAUCCGUCCCAGCAACAGGGCGAGGCGACCCCCACGUCGAGGAGAGCGUGGCUACAGUACCGUCGGUACUACUGACCGAGGCGACCAACUCCCGGACGGCUCGACACUGUAGACGCAUCGCGUCAACCACUCCGUGACGCCACGGCCUACGCGCCACAGUGAUAAGCAGUCGGCGGGCCACGCGGCCAAUAGUAGCUCGCAGCCGGUGGGCCCCACCAGUGGCCAGAGACGCCGGCAGCCGAGGCCUGCCCCUCUCUCUUAGAUAUUUUGUAACCUGGGAGGCCCAAGUAUAAGACCUCCUAGGAGCCCCCUAGGAGGGGGUCGGCUCAUUCUUACCACCACACACACGCACGAGGCAAAGAACAGAGCUAGAGCCCUCUCCUUCCUCCACCCAAAUAGCUCCAAGAGCAACCAUGUAUUCCUUGUGAUCUCCAUAGUGAUCCUUGCAGGACUAGGGGUAUUACCUCACUUGAAGGGCCUUGAACCUGCGUACGUCUCUGUGUUCGCAGUGCUCGUGCCUAAUCUCGCAUCCGAACGCCACCGACACUCAUCGCCCCAACCACCCUCGAUAAGCCAUCCCAUGGCAUCUGCCGUGAGAACACCACGACAGUUGGCGCCCAUCGUGGGGCGUGACGCGACACCGGUUGGAGUCACGUUCCGGACAAGACCCUUCACUCCCACUGGCGAGCGCAUCGCGCAUGACCUAGUCAGCAGGCUCGGUGCGUUCGACGGUGCUGGCGACGAUGUGGUGCGCUUCGUGGACGCCGCCUCCCCCGCAAGUGGCUCCAUCAUCCCCUUUGGCGAGCUCCGCGUCUAUGUUGCUCUCGUCCCCGACGAGUACCCUAGCAGGGUGCUCACCUUCGUCGACCCGCCGCUCCCCGGCGGCUAUGGCGUCUCCGGCGACGUCACGGACCUCUGCACUCGGGUGGAGGGUUGACCACCGGCUCCAGCCACAACACUGACUGCAGCAAGGACCUAGGCGCAGCGACCGUGGCCCGCGCCAACCGUGUGAAACCUCUCCGCGCGGUGGUUCAGAACCUGCACACUCCCAUCGUGCCCAACGUCGACCCUGCUGCUGCCGCGACCGAGCUCGAGGAGGCACACGUGGCCUGCUCGACGGGGCCAAGGAGCUUGCCGCCAUGCAGCGCCGUAUGGAGUCCGUGCAGCGCGAGUACACCACCACCCAUGGCUUCAAUUCGGCUGCCGACGGGCGCAACCGGCUCGGGGAGGUGCAGUGUCGCGGCGGGGCCCUCGGCCAGAUGCUAGGUGUGAACCGGCCCACAUAUAACACCCCUGUCAUCUGCGGCAAAACUAGGAAGACCUGGAGGGCGAAGGGCUGCAGCAGUAGCGCGCCCACGACCUCAUUGCUGUUGCGGACUAGCAGCAUGCACAAUGGGAUCCGCUCCAGCCGUCUGCCUUUGGCUCGAAAUCCCCUCGCCUUGGAUGGACAAUCGGCAGCCGAUCGAGGGUCCUAGGCCCACGCAAUAGGCAUCUUCCCUGCAUGACAGCAGCCAUGGGAGCCUGCUGCAAGGCAGCCGGGGUAGACGCAACCAUGACUAGGCGACUGUCAAUAGCCGGGUGGACGCACCGACUGGUGGGGCUCGCCACUAGCCAGCCCGGCAACCCCUGCCCGCGCGGCGGGACCGGCCGGCCUUUGUGGGGCCGGUUGCGUGCCCUGCGGUCACCGACCGAUUGGGGCCUCGCGCACCCCAUGACGAGCAUGAUGCUUGCUACCGCAUCGAGCGGUUGGGGCGCUCCCUCGCCCUAAAGGAGGAAGUACUAUCGGUCUGGCCUGCUUCGGGCCGCACAUCCGUGAGGAACCUUUUCCCAAGGGUUUCACGCUAGCUCGCGACACCCUCAAGUACAACGGGUUCACCAAGCCGGAGGAUUGGCUGACCGACUACACCACGGACGUCGGCAUUGCUGGCGGCAAGAAGCGCGUGGCAGUGCGCUACACACCCCUAAUGCUGCUUGGCUCGGUCCGGGCGUGGCUGAACAGCCUGCCGGCCAACAGCAUCAACGCCUGGCUCGACUUCGAGGAGGUGUUCGUGCGCAACUUCACCGGCAUGUACAAGCGCCCCGGCCGCCCUAGCUAGCUCUCUUUAUGUCCAGGAGAAGGGCGAGUCCCUCCGCGACUACCUCACGCUGUAGACGGAGCUGCACAACUUCCGCUAGGGGGUCCAUGAGGUACAUGCGAUCCAGUACUUCACCGAGGGGUGCCGAGACGGCACCAUGCUCAAACACAAGCUCAUGCGCUCGGAGACGACGACCAUGGCGGAUCUUGUUCCUGAAGGUAAAACUCGUGGCGUGUCUUGUUCCUGAAGGUAAAACUUUCUUUCUCUCUUGACUAUCUAUAUGGAUCCCUGUGCUUGUAUCUUUCUGUGACCUCAAGAGGUGAUAUCUGAGGGGCCGGAAUUUGCUUUGAGUCGAUCAGGAUCGACAUAAUUGGUGAAGGACCUGGCUUUUGUACUUAGAUAUAAACUCUAUGAUGAUGACUUAUGUGUUGAUUACUUGUGCUGGAAGUAGUUUUAUAAUUCUGCAGUUGUUUGUCAGCAAUGAAUCGGGAUAUUCUGUGAAGUGUUACUGCUUCUGAAAAUUAAUGAGCUGUUUACUAGUUGAUGGAUCAGCUCGUGUUGCGUUGCUUUGUGAAGUCAAUACAUUUUCACGUCGAUUGAUCGUCUCACAUUUUGAACAUGCUUCAUACACGAAUCAUACUUUUUCUUGCCUACCCGUGUUUUGCUGUUUGAUUUGCAAGAUAGCCUGAUAAUUUGUUUGCCUGUUUCACCAUUGUUUUCUGUGUCGUUCUGUUGGGCUUUGUUCUUCUAUUAUCAGAAAGUUCUCCUUUAUCAUUUUUCCGCAAAUUUUUCAGUCGCAUUAACUGUGUCAGGCUAUGUUCUUCUAUUAUCAGAAACUUCUCCUUUAUCAUUUUUCCGCAUUAACUGUGGUCGGUUCUUCCUGCCUUUGGAAGCAGGACACCAUCUCCAAGGAGGUUCUUCCUGCCUCUCUACCCCAUCUCGGCGGCGGCACCGCCGCUGACGAUGCGCUAUAGACCUUCCCCCCUCCGCCGCCCACGUCCCUGCCCCCCGCCCUGACUGCGGCGUGACCCGAGGGCGCCCCUCAUCGGCAACGAAGUCUGUCCCCUCCUCCAAAGAAGAAUCCUCCGAGAAGAACACCACCCCUCCUCCUCACCGCCCUCUCCACUCCCUUCCCAGAUCAGUUUCUCCACGUAGGCAACUACUGCUCGUAGGGGCUGGGGACCACCAUUGGGGCGAGGAAGGUUGGAUUCAUCCUAUUCUUCAUUACCCAGUCCUCCAAGAAAGAUGGAACCAGCCCUUGUGGAUGAAAAACUUAUUCCUUGGGAGUUAAACAAGUUUAAGUUGAAUCCAUCACGUAAUGGUGAUGUCAUUGCUCAUUAUCAAAUCAAUAAGCCUUCAGAUCUCACUGCAACUGCUCAGUUAUCACCAAUGGCUAGGCCUCUAGUCUGUUUGCAUCUAAAAGAGUCAGAAAAUUUGCCUAAGAUAUCUAUUAUGAAUCUGAGGCAUCGGUAUAUUUUACGAGUUGAAGCUGUACAAGAAUUGCAACUGCCUGUCUUGAAGCAGAAAAAUAUUGCUGUUGUUGUGGAGCCUCAUGAUGGACCUCUCACUUGUUUUUUAGUCCGCUUGGUUCUGACCGAGAGGCGCAGUAAUGCCGUCCCAUCACAGUCUCUUAGAGAUGUUAUAAGACAAAUUGUAGAGGCUAUUGAAGAGCUCAGAAUAAAUGGAGUCUAUCAUGGCAAUCUUACAAUACAUAAUAUAUACCAUUCAAGAGUUGGUGGUGCUAUUGUAGUGAAGUUGGUUAAUUUUCAAAACAGAGAUAUCGAAUUGGAGGCUGCACAGUUGAUGGACUGGGUUGGGCUUGGUAAUAUUCUUCAUACUAUUUCAACUGCAGCAAAGUUCAGGGAUAAUACUGCCUCGUGCUCCAUAAUUGACCAUCUGGCAUCAAAAUUGAUGGCAUUAACAAGCACUAACUGUCUUCCGAGUAUAAAAAAGGAUACCCUGGAUGAUAUGUUUUUCUGGGACACCCGAAGGCGGACAAUGUUCUAUAUUCAUGAGAUCCCUAAAGCGCUGAACGAUAAUGACUUUGUUACAAGGGUGAAGAACCACGCGUGGCCACUACCAUGGGACAGUAAGCAUUUUGGACUCGUAAAGGCCAUGAACGACUACCGUGAAGAAGUUGCGGUAAGAGAUAAACACAAGGGAGUUAAUCCAGGUCCAGAAGUUCUAAAACAGUAUCAUUGCAAUGGACAAGAUCCAAUUCACAAUGUACAGUGUAUGAGCGGAGCUUACACUCACCAGGACAAAAUAGAGGACAUUAAAGAUGAUAAAGACAAGCGAAUGUCGGUGGAUGUGGCUGUCCAGAAGGAGCAGCCAGAGUUGUGUCUUGCCCUACGUAGGUUGCUCGCAGGGGAAGCCUUCUAGAAGAAGGCAAUGAAGAAUGUUUUCGCCUUUGUGGUGUGAAAGCGAGGCGUUUUGCAAGGAGUAUAGACAGGUUGCUCCUCCUGUUAGUCUAAGUCGAGGUGCCUUUUUGGAUGGAGAGAUGGCUGGCAAGUAGACACACAAGGAGCGCAAAUGACCUUUGUAAAUUUUGUUGUCGUUACUUGUAUCAGUCAGAGAGAGUUUGGUUGUUGUUGCUGCUGUUUUUUUCAUGGAUAUUGAAUGUCUGAUGCUAUGUUCCAUGAAAUUGAGAUCGCGUUGAAGCUAUGCUGAGUUUGUUAGAUCUUUA
Aegilops tauschii subsp. strangulata is the source of this 6683-nucleotide messenger RNA. RefSeq lists its product as uncharacterized. NCBI's taxonomy places the organism in Eukaryota, Viridiplantae, Streptophyta, Magnoliopsida, Poales, Poaceae. The record is from RefSeq and is a predicted model, not a curated record.